GUUUUCUGAGAGUGUGCGUCGGAACGAGUGAGGAAGCUGAGGUCGGUGGCCGCCGGGCCGCAGCUAUGGUCGUUGAGGCGAGGUUUCAUCCCUCCUCGUCGGUGACCUCGCCCUUCGUCUCACCAUGCACGACCCCGUCCCCACCUCCCUCUACAUCGCCCUGGAGCUGCUGAUCGCUCUGUUCUCCGUGCUGGGCAAUGUGCUGGUCUGCUGGGCCGUGUGCCUCAACAGCAACCUGCAGAGCAUCACCAACUUCUUCGUGGUGUCGCUGGCCGUGGCCGACAUCGCAGUCGGCGUCCUGGCCAUUCCCUUCUCCGUCGCCAUCAGCACCGGCUUCUGCUCCAACUUCUAUGGCUGCCUGUUCAUCGCCUGCUUCGUGCUGGUGCUCACGCAGAGCUCCAUCUUCAGCCUGCUGGCCAUCGCCAUCGACCGCUACAUCGCCAUCAAGAUACCGCUGAGGUACAACGGCUUGGUGACCGGUCAGCGGGCUCAAGGCAUCAUCGCCAUCUGCUGGGUUUUGUCCAUCGGCAUCGGCCUGACGCCCAUGAUGGGCUGGCACCAGCUGCCCCAGAGCAUCAACAGCAACUGCACGCCCGGCCUGAUGAAGUGCCUGUUCGAGGAGGUGGUGGCCAUGGAUUACAUGGUCUACUUCAACUUCCUUGCCUGUGUGCUGAUCCCCCUGCUGCUGAUGUUGGGCAUCUACCUGUGCAUCUUCAUGGCCGCCCGCCACCAGCUCAAGCUGAUGGAGGUGAAGGCGGUGCACGGGGAGAAGUCGCGCUCCACGCUGCAGAAGGAGGUGCAGGCCGCCAAGUCUCUGGCCAUCAUCGUCGGCCUGUUUGCGGUCUGCUGGCUGCCUCUGCACAUCAUCAACUGCUUCACCCUCUUCUGUCCCGAGUGCGAGCGGGCUCCGUCCUGGAUCAUGUACGUGGCCAUCAUCCUCUCCCACGCCAACUCCGUGGUCAACCCCUUCAUCUACGCCUACCGCAUACGGGAGUUCCGGCAGACCUUCCGCAAGAUCAUCCGGCGACACGUCCUGCGGAGGCAGGAGCCGAUGGGCAGCGGCAGCGGCAGCAGCAAGCGCGGCAGCGGCAAGCGCGGCUCCAUCCGCCUGAAGCCCAGCGGCUUGAGCGUUGACCUUUGCGCCGAGCCCAGCGGCGGCCGCGGGAGCUCCGACCGCUGCCCGACCGGCGCGUCUCCCGUAGGGAGCGGCGCGGCGGCGGUGUCCCGCCCCCCUCUGUCAGUCAUCAUCUCCCACUGUUCAAAAAUAGGCCACAGCCCACUGCAAACCCUCAGACGGACUCCGAUCCCGGCGGGCCGAAACACGCGGUACGCGGAGCGGCAAGCCGCUGCCGCCGGACCGGAGGACGGGGACAGGCAGGACCUCGGCUGCGACCCGGGCGGCUCGAGGACGAGCUGCUGCGGCGAGCCGGCAGACGUGUUGUGACGUCGAUGCUCAUGAGCCUGGCCUCCAAUAUUUCAACGCAGUGACUUGUUGAUUUAAGGCAGACUAAAAGUCUAAGAGGUUGUUUUUGCUUCGUUUCACCCCACAUGACCACGAGUCGACUGAGUGACACUCGUGUCUUUCGCACGGCACGGAAAGGCUUUCAACAGACAAUAAAAAAUAAAAAAAAUGUACAAAGAGUUAUGGUUUAAUACAAACGCUCUUUGACUCGUAAAGCUGCCUGACCAAAGCUUGACCUAAAUGCUGGGACACUAUUGACACACUCAAUCUCUUCAAGCUACUUGUUUAACCCCAGGUUGAAGUCAUACGCCAUAAUAGUCAUGUAAAUAUCAUCCUUCCACAUGUGGUCUGAAUGGCCUUUUGGCUGAAGAUGAAAGACGUAUUUAAUAAAUUAUUUUAUUUCUUUCAGAGAAGUGUACUGUGUAAACAAACCCCCUCUGAUGUAUUCCACCCGACGUCAUACAUCACCAUGAGCCCAGGGUCAUUUCUUAUGCAGUAUUGCACCAGUCCAUCCUGAGGACCCCAAACAGUGUCACCAACCUGCUUAGCAGAGUUCUCUCUCAUAUCUGUAAAGUUAAAACAUUCUGCUCCUCUUACACUUAAUCCAGCUUCAUGACAUAAAAGGAAGAAGGAAAGUAUUUUCACCAGUGACUAGUUGGUUCAUGUUAGCAAUGUGAUGGUUCACAUGUCUCAAAGAACGUCGAUAAUGCAAUGCUGAAAUGUAAACUUUUUUGUCCGCUCAGUUACUUAAAUUAUAUUCAUGUAAAUGUU
This is a messenger RNA of Pungitius pungitius (ninespine stickleback), 2233 nucleotides long. RefSeq names its product adenosine A2a receptor a (gene adora2aa). The transcript is spliced from 2 exons. Gene Ontology annotation, biological process: G protein-coupled adenosine receptor signaling pathway; adenylate cyclase-activating G protein-coupled receptor signaling pathway. Gene Ontology annotation, molecular function: G protein-coupled adenosine receptor activity. The coding region runs from base 125 to 1444 and encodes 439 amino acids. Gene Ontology annotation, cellular component: plasma membrane. The record is from RefSeq and is a predicted model, not a curated record. Lineage: Eukaryota; Metazoa; Chordata; Actinopteri; Perciformes; Gasterosteidae.